UCAUAUACUUUCUCUGCAAGAAAAAUAAAAUUCUUCUCUAUGUCACAUACCUCAACAACUAUUGAAUCAUUCAAACUCUCAACAACAUAUAAAAAACACACUAUUCUUGUAUACUUUUGUAAAACACACAAACAAAGUUCUUAGCUAGCUUUACUUGUGACUGCCAUGGGCGAUGAUCAAUUGGCGGUAUUAGACAUUCAUCAACUAGAAAUAAUAUCAUACCUAGGCCGGGGAGCUAGAGGCGUCGUGUUUUUGGCUCGAGACAAGUCAUCAAAUGGAGAAUUGUUUGCUUUGAAGACAAUUUUAAAAGUGGCGACUAGUACAAAUAAACAUAAGAAGAUUGAUCAUAAUGAUAGUAGUGAGCUUAGUGAAAUUCAUUUUGAGCAAAAGGUGUUGCGAGUACUGCAACAUCCCUUGCUACCUAAACUCCGUGGCAUUUUAGCCACGAAGAUUAUCACUGGCUAUGCUAUAGAUUAUUGUCCUGGUCGUGAUCUCAAUUAUCUUCGCAAGAAACAAACAGAAAGAAUGUUUUCGGUUGAUAUAAUCAGAUUUUAUGCCGCGGAAUUAGUACUUGCAUUGGAGUAUCUACACAAUAUGGGAAUUGCAUAUCGCGAUUUAAAGCCAGAAAACAUAAUGAUACAAGAAAAUGGACAUCUAAUGCUUGUGGAUUUCGAUCUCUCAACAAAGUUAUCCCCGAAAUUACCAUCAUCCGAAGAAAGAUCAAUAAUAUUAGAAAAAUCUCCAUUAUUACCAAAAUCAAAUUCCAAGCCACCAAUGAAGAAAAGAAACAAUAAUCGUUUAUCACUUUUUUGUUGUAGACAUGAUUUUCCAAUACAAGACUCGGUACAUCCAGCCGAGUCAGAAGAUCAUAUCUCCGAGCCAAUUAGUACUUACACGAUCACUAGCUCGUUUUCAAAGACGAAUUCGUUUGUGGGCACGGAAGAAUACAUUGCACCCGAAAUGUUACAAGGUAAUGGGCAUGAUCAUAUGGUCGAUUUUUGGUGUUUAGGCAUUGUUUUAUAUGAAAUGUUAUAUGGGACAACACCCUUUAAAGGAAUAAAUAGGAAAGUAACAUUUUACAACAUUUUGUCAAAGACCCCGGAGCUUGUUGGCGAAACGACACCGUUGAGAGAUCUGAUACGAAAGUUGUUAGUCAAGGAUCCAAAAGAAAGGAUAUCAAUGGUUCAGAUUAAAGGACAUGAGUUCUUUUUGGGUGUUGAUUGGGAGAAAAUUUUGGAUAUUGCUAGACCACCUUUUGUUCCUGGACCGUUGGAUGAGAAUGGUAUGGAUGUAAAUAAUAUUGAUAUUGAGGGUUUUGUGAAAAAUGUGUUCGAAGCCAAUGUUGAUUGUGAUGUUGAUAAGGAGAAGGAAGAGAGUGAUGGAUUCUUGAUUUUUUAACGGUUUUUUAAAUGUUUGUUAAGAUUUAUAUAGCUUAUACUUUAUCUUUACCACAAAAUUAUUUUAACAAUAAUACAAAACCUUUUAGCAAAA
Messenger RNA from Erigeron canadensis, 1491 nucleotides. Its product is annotated as serine/threonine-protein kinase OXI1-like. Gene Ontology annotation, biological process: protein phosphorylation. The transcript is spliced from 2 exons. Gene Ontology annotation, cellular component: nucleus; plasma membrane; cytoplasm. The record is from RefSeq and is a predicted model, not a curated record. Lineage: Eukaryota; Viridiplantae; Streptophyta; Magnoliopsida; Asterales; Asteraceae. Gene Ontology annotation, molecular function: protein serine/threonine kinase activity; ATP binding. The coding region runs from base 166 to 1398 and encodes 410 amino acids.